AACACACCCUGAGCAGAGCCAAAGAAACACACUUUGGACCUGCACCCAGAACCAAAGAAAUGCACCCUAACCCUGGAACCAGUACCAAAGGAACACACUUUGUACCUGUGACAGAAAUGCACCCUUGCCCUAAAACUGGAGCCAAAAGACUAAAAAGGACCAGAGAAAGAAACACAGGUUGGCCCUGAAGCCAGAGCCAAAUCUGCCCCUGAUCCUGAACAGAAAACCAACCAAUCCCUGAGCAGGAGCUCUAGUCAAUCUGAGCCCGGCGACUGAAAUCUGACCAAUCCCCGCCUUGGAAGUCUCCUCCCCGGAAAAAGCUCCGCCCCUAAGGAGCCCUGUAUAAACCCUGUGCCUGUUCAGUUUGAGGCUUUCUUCUUCCACCCUGGCAGAGGCAGCCACUCCCCAGGAUUCUUCCCUCCCAAUAAAUCUCUUGAAAGAUGUUUGGGUGAUGACCUUCCUUCUCUGGUGCAGAGAUGGAGCAGGGCUGUGACACUUUCCCCAGGGAAGCCUUCCCCUGGGGAAGCAGAGUUGUUGCACUCUGGGGGACUGAAACCAAACUGUAACCUCUUUGUUGGGGAAGCCCUUCCCUGCCUGCCAGAGCAGAGCUGUUACCCUGGAGCCCUCCUGCCCUCCUCUGCCUGAACCGAGCUGUUUCAAUGGGUAAGCCUUUCCCUGGAGCAGGCCUGUAAGCUGCUAAGCUUCCUGUGACCGGUGGUAAUCUGUGGCUCCCGUGUGCCGGAAUGCUUUCCCAUCCAGGCUGUAACGCUUAGUUUUGUGUGGCUCCCGGUUGCCUGAAUACUUUCCCAUCCGAGUCGUAUGGCUUAGUAUUCUGGGCCUCCCGGGUGCCGGAAUACUCUGCCACCGGGGCUGCAACGCUUAUCGAAAGGAAUGGAGGAGCACUGGCUCAAGCAGCUCUGUCGGCGGGGUGAGACACGAGGAACUUGUGGAGUGUGUGCGAGGCAUCGUGAAUCCAGGAUGCUAAGUGAACCGGACAGACACAGGUACCCGCAAGAGGCCGCAGUUUGCCGAAUGAGUCUGCCUACAGGAGCUGUUGAACUCAGAGGAGGCCCCUUCUAGAAGCGAAGGUGUGAAGGUGACCGCAGUGCUCCUAGCGCGGGCUCGUCGGGAGCCAGCACAUCACACGUCAUAAGUGAGAGCCCGAGCCGGAGCGCGGGAGACCGGGCUUCGAACCUGAAGGGUAUCCUAGGACAAGUGACCAGGCACAGAGGCGACCGUUGGGAUCACUUUGGGGGCCCAGAGCCCGGCAAGCCAGCAGCCAGCAGCCAGGUGGAGCCCAGGCAGCCUGUGAGGUCGCAACCUGAGGCCAGCAUGCCCAGGACAAGGCAGAGCAGCCGUCGAGGGUCGUCGUCGUCUGGCCGCUCCCGCACCGCCAGAGCUGGCCUGACCUUCUCUGUGAGCCUGGUGGAACACCAUCUUCGUGAGAGCGGCCAUGCCCCGCGGCUGAGACAAACGGUGCCGGUCCUGCUGACUGCCAUCCUGGAGUUCCUGACUCGCAGGCUGCUGGAGCUGGCCAGCAACGAGGCCCAACGCCGAGGCGCCCAGAGGCUCAUCACCCCGCAGCUGCUGGACGCUACUGUCUACAACAACACCUUUCUCAGCGAACUGCUGCAGUUCACCACCAUCUCCCGGGCGGUCCCAGCUGGUCCUCGUCAUCCUCGUUGUCGGCCACGCUAGCUACGACCUGCUGCUGCCCAGGCUGCCCAUGCUGCCUCUGCUGCUGCUGCUGCCUGGCUCUGGGUUGCUGACUGGCCCAUCCACCCCAUGUAUCUACCCAUCCAGCAUCAGACCAUCCCGCCCAACCCUUCCCACAGGCAGCCCUGCUUGUCUGGUCAGCCUCGACCCUUCCUUCUCACAGUUGUGUUCUUAUUAAAGCUCUAGUUCCAGAA
Messenger RNA from Mesocricetus auratus (golden hamster), 1910 nucleotides. RefSeq names its product histone H2A-Bbd type 2/3-like. The coding region runs from base 1333 to 1698 and encodes 121 amino acids. The record is from RefSeq and is a predicted model, not a curated record. The transcript is spliced from 2 exons. Gene Ontology annotation, cellular component: nucleosome. Gene Ontology annotation, molecular function: protein heterodimerization activity; DNA binding; structural constituent of chromatin. NCBI's taxonomy places the organism in Eukaryota, Metazoa, Chordata, Mammalia, Rodentia, Cricetidae.